Molecule: messenger RNA, 1260 nt
Organism: Nipponia nippon (crested ibis)
Lineage: Eukaryota; Metazoa; Chordata; Aves; Pelecaniformes; Threskiornithidae
Source: RefSeq, a predicted model, not a curated record
AUGGCUUGGAAGUACCUGUCUGGUCAAGUGAAGGAAUGUUUCCAGGCAAACUUGCUGUAUUUUGCUGUGUUUAGUAAUGUGCAUACUGGGAAGCUGAGGCAGCUUUUUGGGAGUGCGGUGCCUGCUUUCCCUCCGAAGUUUUACCUGACAAUGACCAAGUCAAUGGCAGAUGAGAGACAGUCUCAGCUGGAGCAGUACCUUCAGAAUGUUACUUUGGAUUCAAAUAUUACCAAUAGUGAUGUCUUCACAGGUUUUUUCCGAAAGCUUCAGCAGGAUACAUUUAAGAUCCAAACCCAGAGAGCCUUUUUGGAUGUUUACCUUGCUGAUGGCAGCAAUAUUAGACUCGAUAUCCAGACAUCGGACACUGCAGAAAGAAUAUUAGAGGUUAUAUCGUGCAAGAUGGGGCUACCAAGAGAAUUAAUAAAAUAUUUUAGCUUAUUUUUCUUUCAAGAUCAUGAUGAUGGAGCGCUCUCUGUGGUGAAAAAAGUGGCAGACUUUGAACUUCCUUUUGUGAGUCUUCAGAGCAUGCGAGAGUUGCACUGUAAGCUUGGGAUCAGAAAGUGGUAUAUGGAUCCUUCUCUUGAUACACUGCUGAUGGAUUGUAGAGCUUCGCUGGAUUUGCUAUAUAUGCAGGCAAUCCAGGAAGUUGAGAGGAAUUGGGUUAAACCAACAGAAGGGCAGAUGCAGGAAUUUAAAUUUCUACAAAAAAAUGCAAACAAAGCAAAGUUCCUGGAGCUGAUUCGAGAAAUGCGGUUCUAUGGAUAUGUACGGCUUGAUCCUUGCAUUUGUGACUAUCCAGAAGAAGGCUGCUCAGCUGACAUCUAUGUCGGCAAUAAUGAGAUUAACUGCUGCAUAAAACUGCCUACUAACCAAACCAAAGAGGUCAGCUUUAAAAUCAACAGGUUAAGAAGUUGGCAGGUUACUUUUCUUGGUGCUACAAAGGAUGGUGAAGAUGACACUCUGGAGCUCAGAUUUGAGUACAAUGAUUCAGGCACAUGGCAGUGGAUAAUUUUGUACACAAAACAGGCAUUCUUGCUCAGUAGCUGCUUGAAGAAAAUUAUAUCAGAACAGAUGAUGAAGGCAGCCAAAGAAGGCCAAGAAAUGGAGAUCAAGACGCCUGAAUCUACAAAAAAUAGUAAGAAAUCCAGCGUCCAACAAAAGCAGGUAGUUCAUUCGGGUUUUAUAUCAAGGAAAAGAUUUUUGGUUAGGCCAAAUGAAGACGACCGUGUAUUUGAGAAAAUAAGAGAAGAGGACCUGUGA